This is a messenger RNA of Symbiodinium sp. CCMP2456, 2337 nucleotides long. The record is from the annotation of a GenBank genome assembly. Lineage: Eukaryota; Dinophyceae; Suessiales; Symbiodiniaceae.
AUGGAGCCAAGGCUGGGGAAUCCGGCCAUCACAAACCUGCCGCUGAAGCCCAGCACGCUGAUCUCUCCGAGCCCAUGCUGUGGCCCGAGGGUGCAUGGCAUCAUGCUGCAGAUCUCGGAGACGCGUGUGGGCAGCAGUGCUGCAGCCUUGCAUCCAGCACUCUGGCAGAUCAAAGGCGGGGAGCAAGAUAUCCAGAGCGGCGUGGUCUCCUUCGAGGACCGGCAGCGGAACGCCAUGGUCGUGACGGACCUGUCUGCCUCGCGCCUGAGGUUCGAGGUCUUCGACGCUGCCGAUGCCUUGGCAUCUGCUGUGCCCUGGGCUUUUGCUGAGAUCUCGCCCGAGGAUCUCGCGCGCAAGGAGAAAUGGUCUUUGCUGCUCAGCCACACAGACAGCAUGGAGGCCGUCUACGGGGCCACGCCCCGCGACGCGGCGCCCGAAGACGUGCGCCGGCCGGCCUUUCUGCACUUGGAGGUGACUUGCGCUGGCCGAGCUGCUGAGGAUGGUGGUCCCGCAAGUGCUGCCAGCGCAGAGGCAGACACGCAGCGUCGAAAGAAGGUCAUGCUCAUCACCCGUGGGACUCGUGGGGACGUGCAGCCUUUCGUGGCGCUGGCGCGGGGGCUCUCGCUCCACUGCAAUUGCGAGGCAGUUGUGGUCACGGAGCUUCGGUGGAAGGACUUCGUCAAGAAAAACGGCCUGGACCGGGAUGCUGGUGGUGAUCUUCCGGCACGCAUCCGCUUCAGACCUUCUGGAGGAGACACGACGCUGAAGGUGAAGACCAGGGGCGCGCGCUUGGCGAUGACCAUCGGCCAGCACAGCGACACCCUCCAGGCGCUGAUGCUCUCGCGCAGUGAAGUGGAGUUCUUCUCCAGCGAGGGCUGCUGCUACUACUGGGCGAAGGAGGAGCGGCCGGAUUUCAUCGUCUUCGGCUUCACCCUCACCCACAUCGCCAUGAUUAUCUCCGAGUCGUUGAGAAUCCCCAUCGUCGGCUUCACGCUUCAGCCCACGCGGGAGAUCGAGCGUCGUGAGUGGAACGUACGGAUGUUGGGAGAUGCCUUGGAGCCGCUGGCGGCCGCUGUCAACGGCGUGGAGUUCCAGGCAUUCCUCCAGCAGGCCAUGGAGCGAAUACCCUCUCCAAACACCCUGAAUUCUCUCCGGAUCUCGCGCCGGCUCCUUCCAUGUCCGGCAGACAUCGACACGGAGGACCGGCAAACGGCGGAGCUCCUCCGUCACAACAUUUGCAAGGUCGUGCCCAUCAGCCGUGAGCUACUCCCAGACCAGGAAGUUGACGGCAUAAAGCUCACAAACUUCAUCUUUCUGCGUGAGAACCCUUCGCAGACCGCCAAAGACCUGUUGAGUGAGGUCGCCGAAUUCAUCAAGAAGGCGAAGGCCGAUGGCAAGGCGGUGGUGGCCAUGACUUUCUCGUCGAUGCCUGUCGGGAAGAAGAAGAUGCUCCAGGUCGCAGUAGAACUGGCCAAGCAAAACGUCGCCUGUGUCGUCCUGGCAGCCGGGCAGCCGGAGGAUUUGGCCCGGCAAGACGUCGAGAAAGUUAAGCAAUUCGAGGAACAAGGCUUGAUGAAAAUCCUUGACGGCCCCGUGCCCUUUUGCGACCUCUUCCCGCAGGUGGAUGCUGCCAUCCUUCAUGGUGGGCUCGGGGUCACUUCCGAAGCGAUGAAGGCCGGUAUCCCCGUCAUCACCAGCGGCAUCCUCCUCAUGGACCAGCGCUUUUGGGCAGCUCGCCUUCACGAAAAGAUGUGUGGAUCCAAAGCGAUCCCGGUUGAUGCGCUUGCCAAGGACAUCUCUACGUCAGGACUCCUGACCUGCCUGCUUCCAGCUGACAAGGUGGUCCGCCAGGCGACCACCUGGACGCACCGCGUGAGCCAGGAGGUGACAGCAGGUCUCUUCAAUGCUCCAGAAGAGAACGUGCCGUGGUACGAACAUGCCAGGCAAAUGCAGCAGAAGCUUCUGGACUUGGAUGACCCCGACGGCCUGAAAGCCAACGCUGUGGCAGUCUUCGACGCUGGUGUGAGAGGCGCCAUCGUGGGGCGUGCCUACGAGCACUACUCUGGGUGCGGCGUCCGCUGUAUUUGCAGGCAGGGUUGGUGCACCUGUGUGUGGGUCCGGAAGACGAUCACCUGGUUGCUCUGCAUUCAGCUGUACUCCUGCGUGGCCAUGUGGUGCAAGUGCGCUCGAUGGUGUGUGUGCUUUCCUGCACGGUGCAUCCGAGCCUUCCUCCUCCUUCGUGGCACAAACGACCACUGGGAUCCGGACGAAGCCGUGCGAAACACCACCCUGCUCAAUAGAGAAGCCAGUGCAACUCAUCUGAGCUUUGCGGUCUGA